AUGAAAAAAAAAGUUGAUAAAUCCGUUACAAAAAAAACAAUAUCAUGGGAUGAAGUAACAAUAAAUGAACAAGAUAAAGAAAGAGGUUCAAGGAUGAAAAUAUUAGAGCCUAAUACCCCCUUCAAUUUUAUUUUAAUGGAUAGUGCUUCAGAAGAUGAAGCAUCAAAGUAUGGGGAUGUGAAAGGAAGUGAAGAAGGACAAAAUAAUAUUGCUGAUGAUUUGAUAAAUAAAUUAAAUCAACUUGUGGAAAAGCAAGAAAAUAAAGGAGUCUCGAAUAUUGACUUUAAGGAGAAAAGAAAAAAGCACUACAAUGAAUAUAAGAUGUUACAAAAAUUAAGAAAAUCGGGAACAUUAGAUGAUAUUGAUGAAGAGUAUCAAGCAGAUAAUAAAGAUUCAAAUUGUGAUAAUAGUAAUGUGAAUGAAUCCGAAGAAUAA
Plasmodium reichenowi is the source of this 435-nucleotide messenger RNA. Its product is annotated as protein phosphatase inhibitor 2, putative. Gene Ontology annotation, molecular function: protein phosphatase inhibitor activity. The record is from RefSeq and is a predicted model, not a curated record. Gene Ontology annotation, biological process: regulation of signal transduction. The transcript is spliced from 5 exons. Lineage: Eukaryota; Apicomplexa; Aconoidasida; Haemosporida; Plasmodiidae. Bases 1 to 435 code for a protein of 144 amino acids.